Messenger RNA from Argentina anserina (silverweed cinquefoil), 327 nucleotides. RefSeq lists its product as uncharacterized. The transcript has a single exon. Bases 1 to 327 code for a protein of 108 amino acids. The record is from RefSeq and is a predicted model, not a curated record. NCBI's taxonomy places the organism in Eukaryota, Viridiplantae, Streptophyta, Magnoliopsida, Rosales, Rosaceae.
AUGCUCUAUCCGGCCUCUAUUUUGCUUAGAACUCGUUUUUUGAACGAUGAUUUCCAACCUAUAAAGUCUUACAAGAGAUCUUCAGUCUGGUUGAGUGUUGGUGAUGGUAAGAGGAUAUCUUUUUGGCAAGACAAUUGGUUGGGUGAGCCUCUUGCUACUAGUGUUGGAGUAAGUAGCUCUAUUCAACUUCAUGUUAAGGUGAAUGAUGUUAUUGUUGAUUCUCAUUGGGUUCUUCCAGCAUAUUUUAUUUCUUCAAUCCCUCAAGCAGCAGAAAAAAUUGAGCGCAUUGCACUGCCUGAUGCAGACACAUCUGACUCUCUUUUAUGA